Molecule: messenger RNA, 1090 nt
Organism: Coregonus sp. 'balchen'
Lineage: Eukaryota; Metazoa; Chordata; Actinopteri; Salmoniformes; Salmonidae
Source: the annotation of a GenBank genome assembly
CGUGCUGAAUCCUAGAGGGAUGGAGACAGACCCGGCCUUGGAGAUAUGCACAGAGAGCAGAGCAGAGACAGAGGGAGAGAGAACGGAGACCAGAGAGGGACCCACCAGGAGCCCCAGCCCCCUGUCCCCCAAUAGGUCUUCAGCUGCUCACACCCCUACAACACUCACCCCUUCUCCCCCUAAACGUAAUCCCUCCCACCCUCCUAAACUCACCCCCACUCCCUCUACUAGUACGCUCACCCUCAGCUCUACAUGCACACCCUCUUCCUCAUCUACACCCACCCCCAAUCCCCAUAAACUGAACCCCGACCCCUCACCUCCCCCUACUCUCACCCGUAAAACCCACACUACCCUCACCCCUAUGGUACUCACCCCCACCCCCACCCCAACAUCUACACCUACUUCCCCCUCACUCACUCCCAACCCCGUCACCCCUACAAUACUCAUCCCCAACCCUACUCCCCCCCACACUCACACCCUCUCUACCUACACCCAAGCAUGCCCCCUCUCCCUCCUCCCCCACUAAAGUCAUUCACAAACCUGCUCCUUUCCCCUUUACUCCCCCUCUACUCACUCCCUCCCCCACUGUAUCGGCCAUCACUUCUCUGCCCCCCUCCUCUGUAACCCACGGCAACAUGUCUUCUGCUCCCGGGACUUCCUCCUUCUUGACCAAUGGUAAUGCAAGGCCAGUCUCCACGCCCACCUCUCCACCAAUCACGCCUUUCCAUACCCCGGCCAGCAGACAGGUAACUGACCAUAAAACAAAAGCCGCACACGAUGUAACCAGCCACACAUACAGGCACAAGUAGACACACAUACACACACAAUUGACUACACAGACAACCACAUCCAUUCCUGGAUCAAUUGGUUUACAUUCCUUUAACCUAGAGUACAGUAUUCAAAAUACCUCCAAAAUACACCUCUCUCUCGCUGUCUCUCUCAGAUCCCUUUCCCUCGCCCCCUGGCUACACCCACUCUGGUGCAAGCCUAUCAGAGCACCUCGUCUGUCAGACAGAGGGUAUCCCAGCAGGCUUUGCUCCUAGGUCGAAGUUCUUGUUCCAGCCGAGACCAGAUGCUGCUCAGGACCCAG